Molecule: messenger RNA, 3160 nt
Organism: Pteronotus mesoamericanus
Lineage: Eukaryota; Metazoa; Chordata; Mammalia; Chiroptera; Mormoopidae
Gene: WDR43
Product: WD repeat domain 43
Exons: 18
Coding region: 21-2063 (680 amino acids)
Biological process (GO): maturation of SSU-rRNA from tricistronic rRNA transcript (SSU-rRNA, 5.8S rRNA, LSU-rRNA)
Cellular component (GO): nucleolus
Molecular function (GO): protein binding
Source: RefSeq, a predicted model, not a curated record
GCCGCGGAGCCAGAGCAGCAAUGGCGGCGGGUGGCGGCGGAGUUGCCGACCCCCUGUCUCCCUCGGGGCUCCCCUGCGCGUUCUCCCCGCCGAGUCAGGCCUACUUUGCUUUGGCGUCUGCCGACGGUCACCUGCGAGUGUGGGAGACAGCCAACAACCGUUUGCACCAAGAGUACGUGCCUUCCGCGCACCUCAGCGGUACCUGCACCUGCCUGGCCUGGGCGCCAGCGCGGUUACAGGCCAAGGAAAGUCCCCAGAGGAAAAAAAGGAAAUCAGAACCUAUAGAAACGAGUAACCAGAUUGACUUGUUGGCUCUUGGUACAGCAGUUGGUAGUAUUUUAUUAUACAGUACAGUAAAAGGAGAAUUACACAGUAAAUUAAUAAGCGGUGGACAUGACAACAAAGUCAAUUGCAUACAGUGGCAUCAAGACAAUGGCUGUUUGUAUAGUUGUUCAGACGAUAAACAUAUUGUGGAAUGGAAUACACAGACAUGCAAAGUAAAGUGCAAAUGGAAAGGUGACAAUAGCAGCGUCAGUUCCCUGUGUAUCAGCCCAGAUGGAAAGAUGUUGCUUUCAGCUGGUCGAACAAUCAAACUAUGGGUUUUGGAGACCAAAGAAGUCUACAGACACUUCACAGGACAUGCAACGCCGGUUUCAUCACUUAUGUUCACUACUAUCAGACCUCCUAAGGAGAGCCAGUCCUUUGAUGGAAUUACAGGUCUUUAUUUUUUAUCUGGAGCAGUACAUGACCGGUUACUUAAUGUCUGGCAGGUCCGGUCAGAAAACAAAGAAAAAAAUGCAGUGAUGUCUUUCACAGUUACAGAUGAACCUGUCUAUAUUGACUUGACUUUAUCAGAAAACAAAGAAGAGCCUGUCAAGUUAGCUGUUGUUUGCAGAGAUGGUCAAGUUCACCUUUUUGAACACAUACUAAAUGGAUACUGCAAAAAGCCUUUGACUUCCAACUGCACAAUUCAGAUAUCAACACCUGGGAAAGGCAAGAAAUCAACACCAAAACCCAUCCCAAUUCUAGCAGCUGGUUUUUGUUCAGACAAAAUGUCCUUGUUGCUUGUAUAUGGCAAUUGGUUUCAGCCCAUCAUUGAGAGAGUGGCUUUAAAUUCCAAAGAAUCUCAUAUGUGUUUAGUAAGAGAUAUUUCGAACUGCUGGGCUCCAAAGGUAGAAACAGCCAUAACAAAGGUGAGAACUCCAGUGAUGAAUUCCGAAGCAAAAGUUCUGGUGCCUGGGAUACCUGGCCAUCGUGCAGCCAUCAAGCCCGUCCCUCCACAAACUAAGGAAGUAGAGAGCAAGAGGAAAUUAGGGGAAAAUGAGGUUAGCAUUGAAGAACGCCUGGGAGCACUGGACAUAGAAUCAAAAAAAGAAAAAGAUAGCCUUCCGCAGACAAAUAGCUUUCCAGUUCUUCUCGCGCAGGGUUUAGAAAGUAAUGAUCUCGAAAUGCUAAAUAAAGUGCUUCAAACUAGGAAUUCAAACCUAAUAAGGAGGACUGUGUUAAGGAUGCCCCUGCAUGCUGUUAUUCCAUUGUUGCAAGAGCUUACGAAGAGAUUGCAAGGACAUCCUAAUAGUGCUGUUUUAAUGGUUCAGUGGCUAAAAUGUGUGUUAACAGUCCAUGCAUCAUACCUGUCCACAUUGCCUGACCUGGUACCUCAGCUGGGGACACUAUACCAGUUAAUGGAGAGCAGAGUAAAAACUUUUCAGAAACUCUCCCACCUUCAUGGAAAGCUUAUCCUUCUAGUUACACAAGUUACAGCUUCAGAAAAAACAAAAGGAAUGCCUUGUCCUGAACAGAAGGCAAAAUUGGUGUAUGAAGAAGAAUCUUCUGAAGAGGAGUCUGAUGAUGAGAUAGAUAAAGAUUCUGAUGAUAAUUGGGAUGAAGAUGAGGAAGAGAAAGAAAGUGAAAAGGAUGAGGAUGUUGAUGAAGAGAAUGAAGAGGAAGAUGAGGAUUCAGAAGAAAAAGAUGAAGAAAAUGGUGAGGACAGAGAUGUGGCAAGUGAAAAGGAAUUAAAUGGAGAUUCUGAUUUAGAUCCUGAAAAUGAAAGUGAAGAAGAGUGAAGACAGAAGAACAAGCCAAUGGAACUGUAUAAACUCUGGCUCACCUUACCCAGUGCUGCCGAGUUCUCCUGGGGAGGGUUGUCUCUGUGACGGAUGCCGAGGACCGUUGCACAUUUCCAAAUUCCCACUGGUGGCUCCCCUGCCACCGUGCUGUCCCGAGCAAGACUUAACUGUGUAAAUAAGAGCGUGUUUCAUUCAAAUGUUAAUAAACUUUACACAGUAAAUAGACACAUUUUCUGCAAUGUACCGACAUGAGUGUCCAAUAUAUGGUAUAUUUUUAUAAUAUAAUAUCCUAGUAUGACUUGGUUAUACCAAGAAUUGACAUCAGUGAAGGUAAAGACAUUUCCCAGGUAGGGGGCUCAAGAACUGGACUUUUGUGAAGAGGUCAGCUGUUAUCUCAGGUUGGUAUCUUUCAUCAAAUCCAGAUAUGAAGCAGCACUAGUGAAAGAGAUUUUUAAUUUGGUACAUUUUCAUAAACUACGAAGGGGGAAAAAAAGAGUAAAAUGAUUGUGAUUAAAAAAUGAAAUCACCAGUGUCCCUAGCUGCUCUAUUAACUGUGGUGAUCUGAUCAGAGUCAGAUUGGAUAUUUGGAGUGCUUCCCUAAGACAACCACUUAUUUUUUAAGCUGUCAUGUGAAAUAUUUUUUAAAAAUACAAAAAUUAUGGUAAUUAAAAACUAAAGAGUUAGCCCUAUUAAGAAUUUUUCUUGACUGCAAGUUACCUGUAAAGAAUCAUUAGUGUCUAGAUUUAGAAUUGCUCAUUACCUGCAACUUAAAAAAUUUCUGUUACAGCUGCUUUUGAAGAUAUUUUCAUUUUUAUUUAAAUUACUAAUGGAUCAAAGGACAAUUGUUUAUUUUUUUCUCUUUGGUUUUAGAUAUUAAUGAUAACAUUGUUGGAGUUUUUUUCCAAAGAAAAUAUUUUUAUAAUUCAGUAAUUUAAUGUUUUCCUUCCUUUUCAUUACCCACUCUUGGCAGUGUUAGGGUAUCUGUUUACCUUUAAAAUAAAUCUGACUCAAGAUUUUUUAUGUAUGUAUCAAUAAGUAUUUUGGUGUGUUACAAAAGCUUUUUCAAAUUAUCAGAAAUUUUUUUUUUUUUUUUU